AUGAGUUCAUCACCCGUUCCGAUGAACAAUAAUAAUUCAAAGGUUUCAAGCAAUAUUGGAAAUAUUUCUAAUACAACAGCAGUUUCUCAACAUCCUCCCACUUCAACAACCACCAAUAGUUCCAUAUCUACCAACGCUGCUCUCAGCAGUUACAAGUCAAAUUUGACCUCUUCUCAUACAAGAGAAAGAAACACCACAACUUCGUCGUCGGAAGAAACCUCACAUUCAUCUUCCGUUCGCAUUCUUACUGAAUACAACCCACUUUCAUCAACAUUUGUCAUACAGCCAUUAAAUUCAUCUGAAAAACCGUUUCUAGAUGUCGUGAAAGAAGAAUUUGAACAUUUUGAAGAGGAGGAAGAUGCGGCAUCUAUUCCUCAACAAGACACAGAUUCUAAAUCAAAAACUCAUGUACCGGAAGAACAACAGGGAACUACUAUUAAUAUGGAACAUCAUCAUCCAACAUUGGAUCAUACCUUAUCUCCUCAUUCAGAUCAUCCCAAACAACCUUUCUACAAAACUCUUGCCUAUUGUGUCUAUUAUGUUGGAAGUGGUUCUACAAGCUCUCUCGUCUUGGGAAUUCUUUUACAAAAUCUUGUAAUUCAAUUUCUCGGAGAGACCAAUAAGGCUCUCAACUUGAGCAUUAUUGUGACCAUUGCAACAGUGAUUGGUAGUGCUGUUUCACCAGUGGUAGGAAAUAUUUCGGAUCGUAUUGGACGAAAAACACGUAUUCCAAUAGUUGUGGUUGCAACAUUGAUUUGGGCCUUAUCCAUUGUGUUGCAAGCCAUAUGUUCCAUGAUGCAUACACAAUUUCCUAAAUAUUACAUAUUUAUUGUGGUGAUAUAUACCAUUGUAUUAUGUUUUGGAAAAUCUGGUUAUGUCACCUCACAAGCAAUUAUUACGGCAAUGGUCACAGAUUUGUUCCCACAAGAACAAAUCAAUUUAGUUUCUGCACUUGUUGGUGUAUUUACAUUAAUUGGUACUUUACUUGGAGUUGUUCUGGGAGGAGUUCUUGUGAGUCACAUUGAUUUAAUUUGGGUGUGUUUGGGGUAUGCCACACUCUGUACCUUAGUAUGUGUUCCACUAGCUCUCUUUCAUAAAGAGCUUCGAAAGCCACCAAUUAAUCAAAUACAACAAGCAGCAAAGCCAGCUGAAUUUGAGGAUGUUCCACUCAAUAACACCUCCAACGUAACAGCAGGCAACAACACCAAUUCAGAUUUGACGGACUCUACACCAAUGCCAUCUCCCCCUCCUCCAAAACCAUCUCGUUUCAAACGUGCUAUUGCCUAUAUCAUGCAAUUCUUAAUUCCUUUCAAGAAUAGAAAUUUUACUUGGGUGUUUGUGACACGUUUCACCAUUCAACUCACCAAUGCAGCAGCAAAGAACUAUUUCCUAUACUUUAUUCAUGAUGUGUUGAAACCAUAUAAUUUUGUUACAGACAAAUUUCCAACCACAGAUACAGAAGCAUUGUCACUGUUUUUAGGAAUUGUCUUUUUAUUUACUUUUGUUAGUGCCCUCUUAGCCCAGAAAAUAGCUAGCAUUAUUGGACGAAGAUUCGUGUACAGUGGUGGAGCACUUUUAGUUGGAAUUGCCAGUAUUAUUCUCAUUAUUUUCAGAUCGUACACUGUGAUGGUAUUUUGCUGCUCAAUAUUGUACGGUCUUGGUAUUGGGUCAUUCAUAAGUGUGGAUCUAUCCCUUGUCAAUUCUGUUCUCAUUUCUAAAGAUGAUUCAGGAAAAGACCUGGCAUUGUGGAAUAUUUCUGGAACCAUUCCAGAAUUAUUGGGAGUUCCAAUAGGUGGUCUUGUGAUAUUGAUAGGUGACUCUAUUGCACCAGAUAUCAAAGGAAUGGGAUAUUUAUUGCUAUACACUUUGGGAGCCUCUCUGCAAGUCUUGUCAGGUUUUAUGAUAUUUUGUGUGAGAAUAAGUCGAGCUCAAGAUACGGGAAGUGGUGCCCCUCAUGCCAUUUCCAAUCAACAAUUAUCCAAAAUGAAUGUUGAUGCUACAUUGCAACCAAACCAUCAUGACGACAAUACGGCCACCAAUAAUUCCGCCUUUUCCCCUACUAUUGAGAUUGAAUUGCAUGACGAUGAUUUGCACCAGAACAACCCACAAGGUCAAACGAGUAAAGUUUAA
Messenger RNA from Naegleria lovaniensis, 2130 nucleotides. RefSeq lists its product as uncharacterized. Lineage: Eukaryota; Heterolobosea; Eutetramitea; Acrasida; Naegleriidae. Bases 1 to 2130 code for a protein of 709 amino acids. The record is from RefSeq and is a predicted model, not a curated record. Gene Ontology annotation, biological process: transmembrane transport. The transcript has a single exon. Gene Ontology annotation, molecular function: transmembrane transporter activity.